UACGUGAUAAAGUUCGCUUGGAUGAUGCUGGAAACUAAAAGCAUCCAUGUUGUUUCACCAAUCGAUGAAAGGGCGAAAAUUGCCAGUUGGGUGAUUCAGAAUUCCGACUGCGUGGAGACGUACUGCAGUUUUUGUGGGGAGACGGGAGAAGCAGAAUGGAUUGGCUGUGAUGUGUGUCCACGCUGGUUUCAUGCUGGAUGCUACAACGGAGAUAUUGCGGAGAUAUUGGACGUACUUUGGAAAUGUCCAGCAUACGAGGCCGGUUGGCAUUAAAACGCAUUUGAUGUAAAAAUAAGUUUCAAAGGGUUGCCACUUGACACUAACAAGUAGAUCAAAUGGCCAUUUCCCGUUAACCUGUCCAUUGAGUACAGAGCCAUGAAUAUACAGUAGAAGCGCUACCCACGAAAUUAAUUCGUUCCGAAGACCCGUCGUAUUACAUAAGGCGUUUUACCUGUAAAUGCCCUAAUCCGUUUUAAGUCCACGUAAAACUCGGACAUCAUUUUCGUAUAAAUUAUAUUAAUGCUUAAAAUCCAACAACUACAUGUUAGAAUUAGAUUACAGCAUAAUAAAUAAACA
This is a messenger RNA of Styela clava, 576 nucleotides long. NCBI's taxonomy places the organism in Eukaryota, Metazoa, Chordata, Ascidiacea, Stolidobranchia, Styelidae. The record is from RefSeq and is a predicted model, not a curated record.